ACUAAAAACCGAAGUGAAACGCAUAUCUCUGUACAGCAUCGACGGGGGAGAACGUGGUCGUGCGGUCGAAUUCGUCGUCUGGUGUCGUAAUCCGCCGAUUCCUCGUUUAAACGGAUUCCCGGUUCCGCGGUAUCGCCGUGUCUUGCGCGAGAACGUUUCCGCGUUCUGAGCAAUUCGAGAUUCAUCACACGAUGAAAAUUAGGCCAUGCGAAUCUCGACCUUGCAAAGUCGCAGUUUUUCUCUUCUAACCGUUUUUCGCACGUACGUCACGUGUAACGGAACGCUCGCAUAACGGACGGAUCAUUGCGACGAGUGCCGUCGUCAACGUGGUUUACUCCGCAAAGUCGACUACGAAUUCGCCGGCUCUUUGUAUAUUGAGCGAGCGAGUCUCGUUUGUUCGUCGCGACGUCGUGAAUUUUCGAUGAUAACGUCAGUCAGACGUGCGUGGCAUGCGAUUCGCAGGCGCGGCCCACAUGACGUCGACCGGUAGACCGUAGAUCGCGAUUUUGAUCUCAAAAUCUCCCCCCUGACGCAAGGAUGUCGUGGAUUAUAUUACACUUGCGCUCGCUACCGAUUCACGAUGGUUUAAGCCAAAGCUGUAUGGCAACAGCGUUUCAAAAAUAAAAAUGUCUAGAAAGCGUCCCAGAGAAGAAACUAUGAUAGCUACCGCAUCCCACCAGGACAGCAUUAAUGGAGAGAAUGCAUCUUGCUCAAGGGAAGAUUCUCCAAUACAUGCUUCUAUUUGUAAGGAAGCACCUUUCAGUGAUGAUAUAGAGGCGAUUAUAGAAAAAAAUGCAUGUGACUAUAACAUACGAAUUACACUAAAACAAGCAAGAAGUGGUAAAGUUCCUAGGAAAGUUAGAGUCUAUGCCGAUGGUAUCUAUGAUCUCUUUCAUCAAGGACAUGCGCGGCAACUUUUACAAGCUAAAAAUAUUUUUCCAAACGUUUAUCUCAUUGUUGGAGUGUGUAAUGAUGAACUUACUCAUAGCAAAAAAGGAAGAACUGUAAUGACAGAUUUAGAAAGGUACGAUGCUGUUAGACAUUGUAGAUACGUAGACGAAGUUGUACGAGAUGCACCCUGGGAACUUGAUGAUGAAUUUCUUGAAAAACAUAAGAUCGAUUUUGUUGCUCAUGAUGACAUACCUUACAUGACAGACGAUGGUUCAGAUGUUUAUGCAAAGCUAAAAGCGAAAGGUAUGUUCGUAGCUACACAGAGAACGGAGGGAGUUUCGACUUCAGAUAUAGUUGCAAGAAUAGUUAAAGACUACGACAUAUAUGUCAGAAGAAAUCUUGCACGCGGCUACAGUGCAAAGGAACUCAAUGUUUCUUUUCUGAAUGAGAAGAAAUUCCGUCUACAAAACAAGUUUGAUGAUCUGAAAGAUAAAGGAAAACGAGUAAUGGAAAAUAUUGGUGAAAAGCGGAUGGAUAUGAUCAGCAAAUGGGAAGAGAAAUCUCGUGAUUUCAUUGAUGCUUUUCUUUUACUUUUUGGAAGAGAAGGCAGAUUGUCAACAAUUUGGAAUGAAAGUAAAGGCCGUUUGAUGCAAGCAUUAUCUCCACCAGCAAGUCCAAAAAGAGAUGGCAGUCCAAACAGUAGUAACAGUAGCAACAAUGAUGAGGAUCAGACAAGUCCACCGCCAAAGAAGACAGGACGCUAUGAGUUUUCACGAAAUAAUCAUUAUCUAAGUGAUGAUUACAGUGAUGAUGAAGAGGAAAACUUAAACUCUAAAUGAUAGCCGACUAUGUUAAAAAGGUGUACUCUGACCAAAAGUAUCGUGCAAUUUUUAUUUACUAUUUUGAGGUUUAGAUGUAUUUUCAUACAGCUACAUGAUCUGGUGGUACGAAGCGUAAUGCUAUGCUUGAUAGAUUUUGUAUGGUAUGCUUUAAUACUAUACAUUAAACGAAAUUGCCCGUUAUAAUGCGAGAAUGUUCAAUUUUAUUAUUGAUUUUAUUGUAUCAGAUCACGAUAUAUGUUUUGAUACAGUUUCGGCAGUUUUUUCUCGAUGCAACUUGGAAUGUAAUCGAUGGUCCAAGUGAAAAAAAGAGCUUGAUCUCUGAGAAUUAAUAAAAAUACACAUUUAGUAGACUAUCAGCUGCAUUCUAAAAUGUAUCGAAAAAGAUAUACCCAAUCUGUAUUAAAACCAAGUACAUAUGAUGACUUAGAUAAUAGAUAAUUUAAAAGUAAUACAAUGUUCGGUAUUUCAUUAUGUUUCAAAAAUGUUUUUAAACUAUUUUGUUCCUAUAUUCUAUAAAAUGCCUAUGGAUUAUUUAUUUUUAAUAGCUUAACAUAAAUGUGUGAAUUUUAUUUGACAUUUAUAUCUAUUUUCUAAAAAAUAAGCACAAAAGGCUUAUUAAAAUGAUAUUUGUACUCAUAGUUAAAUAUUAGCACACGUAUAAGUGCCAGAUUAUAUUUCGAAGAAUUUUUUUACUAAGAAUUUUACAAAAGUGAUCUUAUUCGCAUAAGGACUUUUUUUUAAUAUUUGUAAAUGCAAAUUAAUUUAAUUUUAAGAAAGACAGCUUUAUAAUUUGUACUCUAAGUACUGAAAACCUGUAAGAGAGAUCUACGAAGUAGAUACGUUUAGUCUUAUAGAAAUUGGAAAAUUGUCGUAUUCCGUAUAAGUAUUGUGCAUAUAAAAAAAAGUAAACACAAACAUUUAGAAAGUCAGACGCUUAUAUAGAAUCUGUUUUAGUACAUAGACAUUUAACAAAAGUUUGUAACAAAUCACGCUUAAAACGUAUUAUUUGUUAAACGUAAGUUUCUUUUGUGUGAUAAUUUAUUGAAAUGGCAUUAAAUCACCAAUUGCAUUGUAGAAGUAAUUAAUGAAAGAGCUUAAUGCGUGUGAUGCUCUUCGAGAGGAAACGUCGAAGAUAUAAUAAGGAAGAUCGCUAAUUACAAUACACUAUAAAAUAUACUCCACAUUUAAUAGGGUAUAAUUUUAGUGUUAACACGUAUUAGCGAAAUAAGAUCAGAUAUGAGCCAAGACGAACGGAUAUCAAACUUCGGUGCAAAAGAGACACAUACUUAACCACAGCAAGUUUCUCGUGAUAUGCCGAUGCUGCCUCAGUUUGAUAUAGCGUGCAUUUGAUAUUUAUCGUUGAUCAGAAAGUCCUAAUCCCUAAAGUAUUUUAUGACCGAUAUAAAUAUAAAUGCUUUUUCUUUCGUAAGAAUGUUAUAGAUAAUACACAUUUUAUAGUCAUAUGUUCUUACACUUUUUAGAUACAUAAAUUGUUACAUUACAGAUUGCUUAGUAUGCAAAAUUAAUUUUGUAGUGUCUGAAAGUGCACACACAUUUUGAUACUAUACCCAAUACUAUGUGGGAGAUCUGUUACCAUGUUCGUAACUUCUUAAUUAGUAUUUGUAGAAUUUCUUUAAGAAUUAAACAAAUGUUUUUCUAUAAAAUAUUUAUUUACAUUGCACGGUAAAUGCACCGUGUAACAAGUGAGAAAUUCAUGUAUACCAUUAAUUAUAUUAUCAUAUAUUACAUGUUAUUAUGUAAGUUAUUUAUAUGACUUAAUCAAACGUUCAUAUUUUCCUACAACGAAAAUACAUGUAU
Molecule: messenger RNA, 3551 nt
Organism: Odontomachus brunneus
Lineage: Eukaryota; Metazoa; Arthropoda; Insecta; Hymenoptera; Formicidae
Product: choline-phosphate cytidylyltransferase A-like
Exons: 9
Coding region: 627-1730 (367 amino acids)
Biological process (GO): CDP-choline pathway
Molecular function (GO): phosphatidylcholine binding; choline-phosphate cytidylyltransferase activity
Source: RefSeq, a predicted model, not a curated record